Messenger RNA from Pelmatolapia mariae (spotted tilapia), 7708 nucleotides. RefSeq names its product NAC alpha domain containing (gene nacad). Gene Ontology annotation, biological process: protein targeting to membrane. The record is from RefSeq and is a predicted model, not a curated record. Gene Ontology annotation, cellular component: cytoplasm; nascent polypeptide-associated complex. The coding region runs from base 380 to 7339 and encodes 2319 amino acids. The transcript has 10 exons. NCBI's taxonomy places the organism in Eukaryota, Metazoa, Chordata, Actinopteri, Cichliformes, Cichlidae.
CACACACACACACACACACACACACACACACACACACACACACACACGGAUGAACUGGAUCAUGAGGCUCUGAAGCACACGCCCACAACAGCAGCAUCACUGUGCUGCACCACAGAGAGAGACCAGCCUAUACUCCCAUCUCUGACUCUCCCUCUUUCAGUCUCUGUUUGCCUCAUUCUCUUUCACACACAAACACACACACACACACAUAGAGGCAGACACGUGCUGCAGGGAAGAUCUGAGUGUUGGGUCGCUGAGCAUUCAUAUCCCCCUCCCCUUCUUCUUCUUUCUCACUCUCACUCUCUCUCCUCGUUCACCUUGUCUGUUCUGGCUGUAUGGUUUAUCGUUGCGUCAGAGUCAAAGACAGCCAGCGAGAAGCAUGCCGGGGGAGAGCACUCACAGAUCCGUGCCCAGCGACAAGCAUCCAGGGCAGGAACCUGAGGAAACAGGGCUCCCUGGACCAGACAUGACCAGACACCCAUCUACUGACUCCACACCAAGUGACAGUGGUUCAUCCCCGAGUGACAGUGGUUCUAGUCCCUCUCCCAGUACUCCACAAAAACUGCUCCCAGCAUGCACUUCUCCAUUUGGACCACGACUAUUUCAUGUGUCCCCUAGCUCUUCUGGUACUCCAAGACCUCAACCUGAAGGCUCCGAUCAUCGCAACAACAGCACACCCAGACUGUCUGGAAAAUUAGGUGGCCAUGGACCAUGUGGCCGCCAUGUCCCUGUUAAGAUGGAGCGAAUCAAGGUCCUAACUGGUUCUGAGGUGGAGAGUGACUACCAGGAGCCACAAACUAUUGAUACAAGGGUGGUGAUGGGUGAAGAAACACUGCUGAAAACAACAGAGAUCAAGAAAGGGAAUCCCUUUACUGCCCCAAGUGAUCAGGCUGUACCUUUACCAGAUAUUCCAAGCUUUUCAGAUCCUCAGGCACAGGCAAAAGAGACUCAGUUGGAAACAAGAAAAGAGGAAAAUCAAUCCCCAAAACAGGAGGCUCAGCAAAAAGACCGUGCAGACCCCUCAGCGACUCUCCCUAUCCCUUUUCACAACCCCCUGCUCCCUCCCUCUACCUCCCCAGGGUCACUAACGACAGAUGACAGCUUGACGGAGAAAAAAAAAGAGUGUCAAAGCCUCUCUCAAGAUGAAGUGCCUUCCCACUCUUUUUCUGAGCCUGCCUGUCCAGUUGCUUUGUCCUUUUCUGAGCCAGUCUGUGCUGUUGACCCACUACGAGUGGGUGUCCCCUCAUCUCUUGACCCUGACCUUUACUACACUGCUCCUUCUACCCCAAUUAAAAUGGCAUCUCGCUCUUCACACCUGAAACAUCAUUCAUAUCCUGGCUCCCCUGUCUCUCCACUGUCCCCUGGUUCUCCCUCUGACAGUGAGGACCUCUGUUCCCCUCUCACUUCUCCUUCUGGCUCUUACAUCACAGCAGAGGGAGGCAGCUGGACCUCCUCUUACACAUCUUCCACCUCCCCCUCCACAUCUCCAAAUCCACUCCUCACAGAAGAAACACAGGAGGCUCCUGCUUGUUUUGUGGGGUCCUUGUCUGAAAUUGGAGAUGAAGUUGGGGAGGAAAAGGGAAGAAUAGUUCCAGAACGCGAGGAAGAAAGGGCAGGGGACUUCUGUCUGUACCAUGAGGGGGAUUUUGUUAUGAAUUCCCCAAUAGGUAUAACAGACACAGUCAUCGUUGAGGAGGAAGAAACUUUAAAAGGGGACGAGCUCAGUGUUUCUAGAGAAAGUUGUCGCCCCUGCUGGGUAACUGAGGACACAUCCCCUCUGAGGAGCAGUAGCAGUAGUGACUCCCAGGAGGAUGGAGGAGGUUAUGAAAGUUCACUCUGCCCUCUAGAUGAGGACAGUAUAGAAAGAGCUGAGUCAUCUAGACCUAUCCAGUCAGGACUGAGACUGCAACUUGAGGCAUGCGUAUCAGAGGAACAUUAUGGACAGAUGGAUGUCCACCAAGAGCCUCCUUCAACCGCCUUGACUCCUGACACAGAGAACAUGACCAUGGCCUCAUCAAGCCUUAGCCCUGACUCACCUGUCCUCUCCCUGGAUGCCUUCUUUCCUGGAGCGUUUGAUAGGCUUGGUCCCAGUUCCUUCAUACUAUCCCAGGCAGCCUGUGCUGAUGAUAUACCAGAGGAGGAGAGGAUGAUCCCUGCCUCCCUCAUCUCCUUUCCCCUUCACACCAGCCUUAUCUUUAAGGCCGAUUCAAUGGAAAUCACCCUCUUCCCCACUGAAGAAGAGAAUGAAAUAGAAGUUAAUGACAGAAACGAAGAAAAGGACGUUGAUGCCUAUGCAGCGGGAGAAGAGGAGGCAGAUGUAGAAGAUGACGAUGAAGACGAAGAGGAUGACGAUUAUGAUUAUGAUGAUGAUUUUGAUGGUAAUGCUAAUGGUGCUGUCAGCUGUGAUGAAUAUGAGGAAACUAAUAAAGAUGAUGGCAGUGAUGACCGUAAAGAGUCAGGCGAGGAAGCUAAGGUGGAAGUGAAAGUGGUAGAAGAGGACGAAGAGGAGGAGGAGGAAGAAGAAGAGGAUGAGGACGAUGAUGAAUGUCAUAGUAGAGCAGUGGAGGAUCCCACAGAUGAGGAUAGCUCAGCAUCCUUCCUUCAUUCGCUUUCAGAAACUUCUCUUAAUGAGGGGUUGGAUGAGUCUUUUUGUUUCCAAGACGAUACAGAGGAGUCAUCAGAUUCUGCCUCCUACAACGGGGAGGAAGACGAACGUCUGUACAGCACUGAGAGGCAUGCACAAUCAUUAGAACCCACAUCAGCAGAUGGACCUGAUCCAGGUCAAAUACAAUCAGAACCUGAACGGGCAACUAUCAGUGGCACAGUACAAAAUGAACCUUUGCCCUCACAGCAGAGCGUGGAUGAACUAGUGGAUUGCUGCAAAACAACCUGUCUGUCUGAAGCCACUGCCCACCCUAAAGGAAACAAUGUAGAUCCCAGUCCUGUGGAUGCAUGUAAAAUCCCUGAGACCCAAUCAGACCCUGAACUAGAAUCUACCAGCGAAACAGGUCAGGCAAAACAUUUCCCUGUACAAGCGAGCACAGACAAACCACUGGAUCACCAGAAACUAUCCUGUCCUGCAGACAAACCACUGGAUCACCAGAAACUAUCCUGUCCUGCAGACGAACCACUGGAUCACCUGAAACUAUCCUGUCCUGCAGACGAACCACUGGAUCACCAGAAACUAUCCUGUCCUGCAGACAAACCACUGGAUCACCAGAAACUAUCCUGUCCUGCAGACGAACCACUGGAUCACCAGAAACUAUCCUGUCCUGCAGACAAACCACUGGAUCACCAGAAACUAUCCUGUCCUGCAGAAGCGAAUUCUUCUCUGUCAGACUCCUCCGACGACCCGAAUAAGAGUGCGAAUGAGAGUGAGAUGACUUAUCUUGAUUUUUUCUCCGAUCCUCUUGAGGGGCCUAAGCCCAGUCCCUUUUUUAACCCUUCCUCCACUCCUGAUACCAGCCAUGUGUCACCUUCUUUUGCAACAGAGCCCCACAUGUCCCACAUUCCUCCCUCUGCUACUUCUGUGCAGGAAACACCAGACCAGAACAUUUCAGUUUUUCCAGAAGAAGAUCACCAGGGCAAAGAUGUUGAUUUCAAAUUGCCCAGUAAUAGUGGCAUAGUGGAAAAAGAACCAGAAAGAGACUCUUUGAAAUUGCACAGUGAUAACUCAGUAAGUGAGCCCAUAAAUGGGCCAGAAAGAGAUUCUUUCAAAUUGCUCAUCAAGCCUCGCCAUUAUCACUCUGAAAGCCAAAGGACUGUGGGAGCAAGUAGACGUGUGUUGUCAAAGUCUUUCUGCAGUAAACAUGAUGUGCCUGUAGGGGCAGAGGCCAUGUGCAGAUCCAGUAUUCACAGUGAGUCUGAUAUUGACCUUGACCAGAAGAAUGGGAAUGCUUCAGCAGAGUCUGUGAGUGUGGAGUGUAGAAUCAAUGAUUCUGGUCCUUCUCUGAACAAUGUCAUUGCUACUAAUGACUUGAAUAAAGGUGUUCCUCUUCUAUCUUGUCCUAAAGACCCUAGUCCCAAUCCCAGUAAUAUCCCCGUUUCUGCCUCUCCAGAAGUCAUCUCAGAACUAGCUGACAAUCUGGCCCUAACACCUGAACACUGCCCUGGUGACUCUUCCCAGGAGAACCUAAGGGAAAACACCCUUAGUACUGAUGAGGGAGUACUGGGAGCUGUUGGUUCCCCACACUCACCUUUUGCCAUCUCUCCGAAAAGGGAAAAUUCAGAAACGGACACAAGCAGAGAGAUGGGUUCUGUAGCAGGGGCAUGGUGUGACACCAGGGUGGGAAUGGGGUUCAGUCUUGGAUUAGGAGCAGAGGCUGAGUUUGGUGUCUGGGGAGCAGGGGAAUCUCUAUCAUUGUCUCUGGGGAAGAGGUAUGAGUUAGAGGCGGAAAGUCUGCUCAUGUGUGAUGCAGAAGGCCAAAGCAAGCAGACGGCCAUGGUUUCUAACAUGAGCAGUGAAGAAUGCAAAAAUUAUGAUAAUGUUCUUGGGUCUAUGCUAGAUGAAGACGAUAACAACAGUUUGCAUGGAGAGAAGCGCCAAACAGAUACCGAAGAACUGGUUGGAGAGGGAGUUUCUGAGUCCAACUUGGCACGCUGUAAGUCCACUGAGGAGAUUUCAGUAGAAGGAGGGGGAGAAGAUGGAAACGCCAGCUUCCUGGAGGAUGAUAUCAGUAAUCUAAAUCCACACAAUGACGGCGAUAACACAGAAACACAAAUACAAAACACUUGGAAGAACUGUAACAAUAACAGUGAGUCUGCCUUUGGCUCUGCGCAUGGGAGUCUCAAUGCUCUGUCAGAGGAAGUCAGACACCAGAGUGUGAGUGUCAGUGUUAGAGACUCUGUCUCUAAUAUUCCACUUGAGGAGAUGCCACCUCAGGUUUCGGACAUGAUUCCUGAUGGAGACAGGAAAUCAACAGAUAGUUUGAUAAACCAGACACCAGAAACAACACAGACACCAUUCCCCGAGAAAGGUGGCUCCAGCAUCUCAGUGCCAUUAACUGAAACUCACUCAGAUGCAGCUGCAACAAACAAACACUUUGAUUUAAAAAAUGAAACCAACUUAAGAAGUCAUACAGGCCCAGAGUGUCAGACAAUCACUCCAGAGAGUGACACAUCAUUUUCUUUGGUACAGGGUUCCUUUGGAUCAUUCACUCCUAAAUGCAAAUCCGAUGAUUCCAAACCAAGUAAAGCUUGUCAAGAAAAGGUCAAUACUGGUUCUUUGUCAGAAACAGAGAUAAUGGAGUCUCAGACAGAAAGCCAAAGAAAAUGUGAUGGCAGUCCCCUCAUGGACAAAGUUGUCGAUGAACCAAAGACUAAAGAUGCCUUUAGAGAACAACAGCAUGUUGUUUAUAACUCAGGGGAAGACAAUGAAGAAGACAAAGUGGAAGAGAAAGCAAAAGAGAGAGGUGCAAAAAAAGAUAAGAAAAAGAAACAGGAAAGAAAAUCCCGGUCUGCACAAAACGACUCAGAGCACUUUCCCUGUGACAGCCCCGAGGGACAUUGCACGGAUACAUCAUUUGAUGCAAAGAAAGGAAGGAGAGGAAGGCAGAACAAACAGAGGGCACCUCUGACAGACAGUCAAGGUGCCUCUAGCCCCGAAUCUGUUGUUGAUCCAGAGAAACCUGCUGUUCCUUUAAAUAACACACCAGAGGUACGGUCAAAGGGGAAUGCAGAAACAUCCAAAUCUAAGACAGGACAUAAUGCAAGCAACAAGUUUUCAUCACUGGAUUGUCAACAGAAGACGCCUGGGACAGACAAGGUUGAAUCUGGUUUACAGCUCCAGGUAGAAAACAAUCCAAGUCCUGAUGUCAAAAGUCCUAACCACGUAGUCUGCGGCUCUACCACACACACAACAGACAACCUAAAUAUUGUUGUGGCGAUGAACCAAGAUGUACAGCAGGAAGUUCUUGAUAAUAGACCGCUACCUGAUAAUCAGAGAGGAGUUACAGUGGACAUUAAUGAUAACAACAUAGAUAUUACCCACAAUACCAUACCAUACUCUCUGAAUCCACUUUGCUACUCAGCAUCUCCUGUUUCCUCUUCCUCUUCCUCCUGCUCUCUACCUUGUGCCUCAACAGACCCAGAGCAUGAUCUUUCCACACCAGUGCAGGAAUCCCAACCUGACCUCUCAGCCCAACAACGGCAAGAACCUUCACUGUUCACUUGCCACACCACCCCUGUCUGUUUGUCAACCUCUCCUACAACACAGAACACCCCUGAUUCCCAGUUCCUUCCUACCACUAACCUCCAAGAGAUCACUGAUGUCCUCAGUACAUCAACUAUGUCUGCCACAACUGUCUCUUCACCCUUAUUCUCCACUGCCGUGCCAUUAAGUCUGUUUCAGUCUACCCAGGAGUCAUCUUUACCCGAGCUGGGGAAUUUAGAUGCAGUCUGUAUUCCAGACUCUAGUUCCCAUCCCCAGUCUCAGUCAUACUCCCAGUCUCAUGCUAACGCAAGCGUACAGCCUCACAAACAAGUUAGUCAAGGUCACACAUGGAGCACACAAGACAGGUGCAAAGGUCCUAGUUUGGCUGAGGAAGAGACAGACAGUGAGGGCGAUGGAGGUAAAACAUCCCAGCCCAAAGGAAUUCAAGGAAGCAGAAAUGGAUCACUACAGAAAGACUCUGGUUCAGCCAAUCAAAGGGAAAUCCAGCCCUUCUCUACCCACCAAUUUACAGGCAGGCGGCCCAGCUGUCCUAUGAAACACAGCCACAACAUUUGUGAAGAGACUGACCUAUCAUUCCAGAGCAAUUGUUCAGUGCUGGCUUCAUGUAAUGAGUCUGAGAGUGAGGGUUCAGUUCCUGAGCUGGAAGAACUAGAGCCACUGAGACCAUCAGAGCCACAGUCUAUCUCCUCUGCAGAUGAAGGGUUAAACAGACCAAAGCAGAGCCGCAGUGAAAAGAAGGCCCGCAAGGCCAUGUCUAAGCUGGGUUUGAAGCCAGUCCACGGUGUGACCAGAAUCACUAUUAGGAAGUCCAAGAGCAUCUUGUUUGUCAUCAGCAGACCAGAUGUAUUCAAAAGCCCCGUAUCAGACAUUUAUAUUGUGUUCGGAGAGGCAAAGAUUGAGGACCUGUCUCAGCAGGCUCACAAAGCAGCCGCAGAGAAAUUCAAGGUGCCUGUGACCUCUUCUCCCUUAGCCCCACCUGUCCCACCCAGCCUCACCAUCAAGGAGGAGAGUGAAGAGGAAGAAGAGGAGGUGGAUGAGGGAGGCCUUGAGCAGAGAGACAUUGAGCUGGUGAUGGCUCAGGCCAAUGUGUCACGAGCCAAAGCCGUCCGUGCGCUGAAACACAACAAGAAUGACAUUGUGAAUGCUAUCAUGGAGCUGACCAUGUGAGCGGUGAAGACGAUUCAACUCCUGACUCCUUUAUUCCAGCCUAUAAAGCCUAAACACCUGACUCUUCUAUAUCGCUGCUACUAUAUGUUGCAUCCCCAAUAUCUGCUAAAUAAAGUCUGUUCCAACGUGGGCUCUGACUGGACCCUGAAACUGAUCUUACUGAAAAGAUUAGUCUCACAUUCAUUAAAUCAAACAUGCUAUAUUGAUCCUUCACCCCAACUUUCACUUGAGGAGAAGUUGAAAAUAUUUAAAUGAAAGAAGAGGCGAAAUGUUUCUGAUUGGUUGUCGGAAGCAAAAUCUGUGCUAUUCAAUUCCAUGCUAGAGUUACGUCCUUAAUUUGUUGGACAAAAACAUCUUUCUUGCAGUUUU